GGACACACUUGAGAAAUGCAACAGGUUUGGCAGGUGUAGCAUUACUUAGCAAGUAUCUUACCUGCACCAGGUGAGGGAGGCUUAAAGCCCAGCUAUAAUUUGACGCCUCAGCUCAAGCAAGUCCUGUCCAUUGAGAACAUGAACAACCCCAUUCCAACGAACUUGAAGUCGGAGGCAAAAAAGGCUGCCAAAAUCCUCCGGGAAUUCACAGAAAUAACCAACAGAAAUGGACCUGAUAAGCUAAUUCCAGCCCAUGUUAUUGCCACAGCCCAAGGGCUUGCCAUUAUAACGGUCAUCCGGUGUGGCUUCAUGAUCACAGCACGUGGAGGCAGCGGGAUUGUAAUUGCAAGGCUCGCAGAUGGACGGUGGUCUGCUCCCUCUGCCAUUGGCAUUGCUGGUCUUGGUGGGGGAUUUGAGAUUGGUCUGGAGGCAUCCGACUUUGUCAUCAUUCUGUAUCAGAAGAGAGCAGUGGAGGCCUUCAGUAAAGGAGGGAAUCUAACCUUUGGUGGCAACUGCACAGUGGCGGUGGGGCCUCUUGGCAGGAACCUGGAGGCAGAUGUGGCGUUGCGCAGCACGGCGGCCGUCUUCUCUUACUGCAAGUCCCGGGGCCUCUACGCUGGCGUGUCGCUGGAGGGCUCAUACCUGAUGGAGCGAAAGGAGACCAAUAGGAAGUUCUAUGGACGAGAUAUCCGGGCCUCUGCCAUUCUGAACGGAGAUGUAGAUCCUCCGUCCGAGGGGUUCGACCUGUACACCAUUCUGGACGACUACGUGGAGAAGUACACCAACGACUGGCAGAACAAGCAUUUAAGAACGCCCUCAAGCCGGCCCUCUGGCUUUUCGAUGAAUGGACCUCCAGCGAGACCUCGGCCUCCCAGUCAGAAGCCACCAGCCAGCUCCAGCUCCAGCCCCAGCUUCAGCUCCAGUGCCCGUUACAGUGGCAGGACAGAAGACCCAAAGCCUCUCCUCUACCCCAGUCUAUCCGUCGUGAGAAGAGACAGUGCACCAGGUCCAGCAUCGAGUGGACCCUUGGUCGUCACAGCCACAAAUGCCUUUGAGGGCCAGCAACCUGGGGACCUCAGCUUCGAUGUUGGGGACCGAAUCACCGUCCUCACAAAGACCGAAUCCCAGUAUGACUGGUGGGAAGGCCAACUGAGAGGGAAGGUUGGGAUCUUCCCUGCUAACUUUGUCACCAACAACUGAUGGACAGCACAAAAUGGGCACUUCCAUUUACCGUUGAAUGCUGCUCCAUCUUUUUAUUUAUUAUGCUCUAUUUGUGCGUUAACACUGGUCUCUAAAGGACUGGAUAGGUUAGCCCAGUGCCUAUGAGUGAAAUGAACAAGGGAACAGGUUAAGAGUACAGAUACUUUUUUAUGGAAAUUUGCGCUAUGCAUAUAGAAUAUGAAGAGGUUUAAUUUGACUACCACAUCUCUUGAUAUGAUUUGUGUAUGCUCUAUAUUUAUGGGGAUUGGUAUUGUAUGCACUUUAAGGUUUAUUUAUUUUUUUGCCUUCAUGUAUUGAUUUAAGGUUGAAUGGCUUUAAUAGGAAUGCCACAUAAGAUAUGUUUUGAAUGUGUUGUUUGUCUUAUUUGUUAGUCCGCUGUUACCAAAGAUGCAGCUCACCCACCUCACAGGCCUGUUUGGGUUUCUUUUGUCUCAAAACAAAAUGCCAUGUUUGGUCUUAAAGGUGUAACAACAUGAGACCAUGGCAUAGAUUCUGUUCUGGCUGUUUUUAUGAUACAAAGUGACACAAAAUAAACAAGCCUUAAAUAUGAGGAAAGGGCUACCUGUUUUUAUCCAGCCUAUGAAGUAGUUAUUAUUUAAUACAUGAAUGAUGUUUUUAUGACUGGAGGGGAUAUACAGAUAUUACAAACGAUAUGGAUACUUGUCAAGAAAACGUUUUUAUAAGAUCAAGUUGAAAGAUCAUUUUGAAAGCUGUACAGUGUAAGGGACUUUACAAACAGGAAGCCUAUUAUGUUACAACCUCCUUGACAAAUAGUAGAUUCAUAUUCACUGCCAAAUCUCUCCUGUCAUUCAAAUGAUGCCAAAUCUGUAAACUGAGAAAUGUGUGUGAUCAGAUCAUUAUUGUAUAUCUUCAGGGCAUUGAUAAUGAUGUGUUUGAUAUGGCUUUAUGGAAAUAUGAGAAUAUGUGAUAAAAUAUGUGACUAAUUGUUUAUAUUCUGAUUCAAAUAUUUACUUUUACUCAAUUCAGAAAACUAUUUUGUGUAUGUCAGAGUUAGAAAUACAUUUUCCGUUUUGGAUAUCAUUAAAAUGUGGUGAUUUUAAAAUAA
Clupea harengus (Atlantic herring) is the source of this 2287-nucleotide messenger RNA. RefSeq names its product SH3 and SYLF domain containing 1 (gene sh3yl1). Gene Ontology annotation, cellular component: ruffle membrane. Lineage: Eukaryota; Metazoa; Chordata; Actinopteri; Clupeiformes; Clupeidae. Gene Ontology annotation, biological process: regulation of ruffle assembly. The record is from RefSeq and is a predicted model, not a curated record. Gene Ontology annotation, molecular function: protein binding; phosphatidylinositol binding.